Ectocarpus sp. CCAP 1310/34 is the source of this 1707-nucleotide messenger RNA. NCBI's taxonomy places the organism in Eukaryota, Phaeophyceae, Ectocarpales, Ectocarpaceae. The record is from the annotation of a GenBank genome assembly.
UUUCUUCUGAGAUGAUGAUGCCUUUGAGCUGUUGAAGGCAGGAGACUGGAGCAGUGGUGCAAAGAAUACGAUGCGAACUGCGCUGAGAUAGGCCUGGGACGGCACACAUCCCAGGGGACGAAUCACUCCGAAAGUGUGGCCGAACACAGGCACGAUCGCUCACCCGCGACGGGAGAGCGAACCAAAUUCUACAAGAGGCAUGAAGUCCGGCAGCAAAAUUCACUCGCUACAAGUCACCACGCACGAGGAUCGCAUCGCUAAUUCUGACAGGCUCUGCGGCAGGCAACAAGACGCCCUCGAAAAAGGCACUACCCGCGACGGAGACCUUCCGCGAGCUCGCGGCGGCAACAGCACGACCCGAGACAUAGCGGCAGCACCAGCACAACACGUUGACCUAAACCCUGAUGACCUCAAGGUAGAGGUUCCCGGCCUACGCGUCCAUGCGCCCUGGCCGGGGCUGCACGGGGCAUGCGAAGGAUGCGGCACGCCGAGCGUAAGUGGACUGGGGUCGGGCCCGACCGAAUGUGAACAUUGCCACCGGCAGAUCCCGGGCGGCGAGGGAGGGUUCCGGGGAAAAUCGAAAGCACCGGCCGCCGCUGCUGUGGGAGGAGAAAAAGCAGGAAAAGCCGGCGUGGUGGCUGUAACGUCCUCUCGGAAGGUUGCCCUCAGCGAUGAGCGAGCGAAAGCCCUGGCCUGGGCGGGGGGCGCGAUGCUGACGACCUCUUCGCUGCUGUUGCUUCUGCUGCUUGUUACUUGGCGAGGUAUCCCCUUUUCCCUGUUUUCUGCGUUGUCGCCCUGGUUGGCGAUCUACCUGCCGAUUCCCCUCGGCUUCCUCAACGGGGGCUGGUCUGUGCACUGUGCCAAAUCCGGACACAUUCGGCACCACAGCACCGGCUCUUGUGCGUCACGCGGCGGGAUGUGUGGGACGGCCUGGGGGUGUUCGGGGCCCUCCUGCGCCCUUAACCUAGGGCUCGACCUCGGAUUGCUGAUCACAGCGGUGCUUGCUGCUCUACCUGCUGGAGCAUCGGCGAGGGGAUGCGACUACAGCUGCUUCUGGCUGCUCUGCUUUCCUUGCGCGCCUGGCGGCGGGGAGGGCAUGGCUGCGGCCUUGGUUUUGACGGCGCUCGGCCUAGCGUUUGCGACCGGGUUCAAGAUGUGGAUCAUGGCCCCGGCACUUGUGUCAGGGCCCAACAGCGAACAAGACUUUUUGCCGUGGUGAAAUGGGCGAGUAGCAAGAGAAAGAGGCUGACCGAUCGCGUGAUUUCGGAUUGUGGGUUUGACGGUGAACACAUCUUGUGUUCGUUUCCACAAAGUUCCUCAGCAGUGCAUUUACAACAGAGCAAGAACGAUAUAUAUGCCUGGCUACUGUGACAAGUGGGAAGUCCCCACUAGGCAUGUUUUGAUUGGCUGAUAUUCCGGUGUUAUGAUGGUUCGGAAAGUAAGACCCGCGCCGUCUGAAGUAGUUGGUAUUACAAUCUCUGGCAGACGAGUUACUAGACUUUUUUUUGUUCAACGUGAGGUUUGGUUGUUUUCUUUGUGCGUGAGUUACUGUGAUGGUCUCCCGGUUUAUAUAUUCUGCACUACUACAUAGCUACAGAGGUUGAGGUAACAUAUAUAUGCGUAGUUCGGGGGAGGCUAGCCCCAUCAUGCGGAGUCACUAGUGCUCACGAAGAUGAGCUGCUUUUCUCAACGACUGCGAAACACUCC